Betta splendens (Siamese fighting fish) is the source of this 5490-nucleotide messenger RNA. It is a transcript of the gene ptgfrnb, whose product is annotated as prostaglandin F2 receptor inhibitor b. Lineage: Eukaryota; Metazoa; Chordata; Actinopteri; Anabantiformes; Osphronemidae. The transcript is spliced from 15 exons. The record is from RefSeq and is a predicted model, not a curated record. The coding region runs from base 344 to 3013 and encodes 889 amino acids.
UCUCUCUCUUCCCUCUCACCCCCCGCACCGUCUUCAUUCUCGCGCGUGCGUCUAACCGGUAUGGCUGCGGGGCGCGUGCGGACCAUGAGAACGCUCCGGUCGUGAUUCGGACGCCGCGUUUAGGGGAUUAGGAACCAGUGCCUGUGUUGCGCGCGCGUGUGUGUGUGUGCGCGCGCGCUUUCCUGUGCGGCUCCGCCCGGUGUGCGGCGCGGACUGACUGCACACAUCUGAGAGUUUUAUUGGAUUGUCCGACAGCGGCGCGAGAGGACUUGUCCUGCCGCACAAAGGAAGCCAAAGAGGGAAUUAAAGGCAAAUAAAGCAGAGGACGAGGACGGGAAGGAAAAUGGGAAAGUGUCUCCUCUCUGUCGUCUUCGGGCUUUUAUUGCUCGGAGGCUGCUGCUGGGCACGAGUGGUGAAUGUGCCUCCUGGUCCACUGAUCCGGGUAGAGGGUCAGCCGGUCUCCAUCAUAUGUGAUGUCAUUGAAUACUCAGGACCUAAUGAGCAGGAUUUCGAUUGGUUGAUAUCUCCAACAGCAAAGGGGGAAACUAAGAUAAAGAUCAUCUCCACCUUCGACGCCCGGUACUCUGAUUCAUCCUACACAAAGCGCGUCGCGUCCGGAGACAUAUCGGUGGUGAGGCUCGGCGACAACGUGGUGGAGCUGAAAAUAGCCGAGCUGAAGGCUCAGGACGCUGGUUUCUACUGGUGUCUAACGCCGAGCACCGACUACGUCAUAAAGGGCAACUACGACGAUAAAGUCCAACUCAUUGUCAUUCCCAACACCCUCCAGGUCUCCCCCCAGACUCCACCCGCCAACCUCCCUGAAGGAAAUGACCUCACGCUCUCCUGCAACGUCACCCGGAGGCUCACCCUCUCCACCUACCUGUCGGUCGCCUGGUCGGUGAAGAGCGGAGCAGCUUCAGAGGAUAUUCUGACGUUCGGCCCCGAGGGAGACGUAACCACAGGCGCCAAGUUCGCCCGACGCUACGCCGACGGGGGCCUCCGGCUGGUCCCGGGGAGGAACGGACUGUUUGAGCUGGUGAUAUCUAGGGUCAUGACGUCUGAUGGCGGGACUUAUACGUGCAGUGGAACAGAGUGGUCGCAUGAAGAUGAUAACUGGAUCAAAAUUGUGGAAAGCACAAAAGAGAUCGGAACCGUCAAAGUUAUUCCCACAGGUCAGUCCCUCAGUGUGAACGCUUCAUCCUCCUCGUCUUCCUCCUCCACCUCGCUGCUCCUCUCGCCUGGCGGCUCCCUCGCCCUUCUCUGCUCCGUCAGUGCCGACAACCUUCCGGCCCUCAGCCUGGAGGUCACCUGGCUGGCCAACGACCGCGACGUCAUCACCGUGGACCGCAGCGGGGUGGUGAUCUCCAACACGUCCUCCAGCAGCGCGCCGGGCAACACGCGAGGGCAGGCCAGCGUGGAGCGGACGGGCCCGGGGGAGUACAGGCUGGGAGUGAGGGGGCUGAGUGGGGAGGAUGCGGGGGACUACACCUGCCGCGUCCGAGCUUUCAUCGACAAAGGGGGGAGGAGUUCGGGAGGAGGAGGAAGGUGGCACAUGGCAGCUGAGAAGAAGUCCAGCCCUGUGGUGGUCAAGGUGUCAGAGAUCAAACCAAACUUCACCCUGAGCUUGGAGGUGGUCCAGAACCCACAGAUGACAGCUGACCCCACAGAGCUGUCAUGUAAUGUGAUCAACAUCAGUCAUUUACCCAUAGGAGGACGACUGGGCGUCACCUGGGUGCACACGUCACUUCCUGGGGAUGAUCCUCAGACCUCACAGCCUGUUGCUUCCCUCGAUGGUGAUGGUGACCUACAGCCUGGACCCCUGUAUGCUGACCGCCUGAAGAGUGCUGGAAUAUCGCUGAGCAGAGUCCAGCCAAACACGUUUAAACUGCAAAUACCUCGUACACAGGAGGCCGACAUGGGCCAGUACGCUUGUGUUGUGUCUGCGUGGAGUCUCAGUAGCCGGGGAGACAUGGUGAAGACUGUUGAGUACAAAAGCCCUCAGCUGACUGUACGAUGGAACACCAAGACUCCAUCUCUGAACGUUGUGGCCAAACGCAUCCGUGAAGCCUCAGCUGGUGGAUCUACCUUUGAGAUGAGCUGCAACGUGUCCAGCCAGAACCUUGGGGAGGCAGGCUACAAUGUGCUCAUCCAAUCACAGGAGAAUCUGGGGAGCAAUGUGAAAACCAUCAUGUCUCUAAGCCCUGAUAACAUUGUGCAGCACGGAGGAGCCACACAGCCCAACCGGAGGGACAAUCUGGUUCUGACAAAGUCCGGGCCCAGCGAAUUCCGGUUCCGCCUGGCAGGUGUCCAGCUGACGGACAGAGGUUUCUACUGGUGCGACGUCACUGCUUUGACCAAACCGCAGCCAGGCCAGGCAUGGACCAGAGCCACAAGUGCUGAGUCCAACAAAGUUAGGAUUGACUUUCAAGAAAACGGCCCGUCCUUCACCAUCGCCAUCCGCUCCGACGACACCAGUGUUUAUCCGUCAAAAACCACCAAGAUGGAGUGUUCACUCAGUGUCUCUGGAUCCUCCCCAAAGACAGACGACCUGGCCUACGAGGUGCUUUGGUUCUUCACCAGGCUGCGCGGGGGGCAGACCACCACCCAGGUGGCCAGCGUCGACCGCUCGGGCGUCGUGAAGACGGAGCUCCGCAACUCCUCCAGCGAAGUUUCCAUCGUGCGAACGGACACGCACACGUACAUAAUGAACAUAUUUGGAACCCAGGACAGCGAUAGCGGUGAGUACUACUGUGUGGCCACUCCUUGGUAUCUGUCAGCCUCAACGGGGGCCUGGACUCAGGCCGAGAAGCUGACGUCGACCCGCGUCUUCCUCACCGUCCAGUUCGCCGUGUGGGACUCCCUAAAGUUGCCUCUUUUAUAUGGUGCUUCUGCCUCAAUAGGUGUGGGCGUCUUCUCCCUGGUCCUGGGUCUGAUCUGCGCCCAGUGCUGCUGCCGCAACACGUCGCACCUGCCCCGCUCGCGCAGCAAACUCAGCGACAUGGAGAUGGACUGACAAACACUUUCCCCCGCGCCCAUACACUGCAGCGCCCACAGGAAGCACCACGCCCACAACAGGCACACGCCUAUAGACGACUUCUGGGACACCCAGCUGUUUCCGGGCGACGGACGUUGGGAAUGAACCGGCGCCUCGCUCUCGGGGAACAGCAGCCCGGCGUCGGUGCUUCCGGAGGUGCUCGGCAGCUCUUUGAGCUCUGCAGUGUAGAAGGUGCUGGGGAUGUUUACAAGCACCCGUGGGGAAAUAGCCUUUGAGACUUUUAAUUCUAUAAAGAUUUAAUGAAAUCGGUGGCGCUUCCAGUGACUUUCACACAGCUAUAACCACUCCGUGUUCGGAAACUUUAAACAAUCCAGAGUUUAAUUUUUGAGGAAAAGGAAGCUUCUGAGACAUCACUGCCACUUGGGAGUAAAGGACCACUAAGCAAAUCGUUUGCCUCCAUUCCAACCUGGGAUAACAGAUGAAGCGCUCAGGCUGGUCCACGUAGGCCCCCCCUCUUUUCUUCUGAUGUCAUGGCUCCCUGAUGUGAAACGCGCCUCAGCAGCAGGGGGAUCUGAGAGGUGGUUGGACUUGGAGAGAAGAAAGAGACAUUUUAUUUGACUUGUUUUCAUUGAACAUGGUGUGAGCAGUGUUUUUAGACGGUCGUCUGCUGAAUUUAUCGUGUGUCCGCGGAGUCUCGGGUUCCGACAGCCUGAGCCUCGCUUCUGUCACGGGUCCAACAUUUCGGCAGCAGAAGUCCAACAAAACAAAAGUGCUCUGUGUGUUGCACCCACGGCAGGUAUGAACCAGAAUCAGCGCCCAGAGUGUUCCUCCCUGACAAGGUCAAUAUAUACAUUUAUCCUCAAGUCUAGUUUUUUGAAAAUUUAAGAGAUUUUAAAAUGAGAGAUGUUUUUAAGCUUUACAAGGAGAUAUGCAGUUAGUGUGUUUGUGCGUGAGAUUAUGUACCUGGUGCCAAUAUUUGAACGUAAAGAGGUGUGCUUGGUUCAGUUCGCCAGAUCUACACUUGAACGGUCACGAGGCCGGCGGCGGCGGCGAGCGCUCGUCCUUCCUAGAUAUUCAGAAACGUAUCCAGCUCUUAUCCAGUCGUGUGUGUGUUCGUGCACCGUGUGAUUGCCGUGCUACAGUGUGUGAGACAACGAGUUGCAUGUACCGUUUUCUAAUGAGGCUGAUGUCAUUCAUGAGCGACGCACUUCCUUUCUUGUCGAGCUGCCAAUGCUGCACAUCCAGUUUUUUUUGUUUUGUUUUGUUUUGUUUUUUCAAACCCCGUCACUGCACGGAUCCAAACUUUCAGGCGUUCGCACUGUGCAGCAGCGUGACUCUGUUUUUAACAGUGUGUAGGUGGUGCAGAGAAGCACAAUGGCCUCCACGGUUCGCAGCCGCCGAGCUGCCAACGGGAGUCGUGUGUGUCUCUGUGUCGGGGUUGAUCUUCAAAGGAGCAACUGGAGUUUGGGGUCACUUAGCAUCAAGUCUAGAACCUGAGGAACCGCCAGCUUCACUCUGACGCUCAAGCUCAGUCUUUUACAUGUUUUUCAUAAACAGAAGCUUCCGGUUUCCACUUUCUAGACUUCAUUCUAAGCUCGGUUAAUCCUGUCCCAAAUAUAAUUCUUUACAGAGCAAAUUUUGUUAUGUUGCUACAGUAACUAGUGAAAGAAGGCACCAGUAAGCUUCUGAAGCGCCCAACAAUGCUUUUUUUAUAUUCUCUUCUGCCACAGAGAAGCUUCACUCCGCACUGACUGUAAUAGAAAGACACAUAAGCUGAACGACAACAAAGCAAAGUUUGCUCUAAGCAGCCGAUGGAGGGUGUGAGUCGUGGCCAACUUGUGUCAGCUUGUGUGUGUUGGUUUUUAUUUUCUAGCACAUAAUGAACCUGUGGUGACUGGUGUAUCGUGACUGCUGUGUGAACGCUCGCUAGCAAACCCCACGCGCGGAGGGAGGACGCCCGCGUCCAGACCCAGGGGCCCGAGCCGAGCCGGGCCUGGACGGAGCUUUGUGGUGUAAAUGGUCGGAAAUGUACUUUGAGCAAUAUCACGUCUCACGUUGCCAAAAAGUCGAGCUUUUUCUUCCAGUCCAAUCUUAAAUGCAGUUCUCUGUAAUUUUACAAAACAACAGCUACUGAUGUUCCUGUUAAACCAGAAAGAUCCUUGAUCAGUGCUACGGCUCCAUCAUGGGACUUUUAAUAAAGGUGCAGGAACGAGCACUUUGGCUAAAUCUACGACAACAGACACUUUAAACACCUGUUGAGUCCCCUCCACAGACGUGUGCCUCUUCUAAAGCGCUGUCAUCAACACACAUCCAGUGUGCAGUAGGUGCACACACUCCCAAUGAGGAACACGUGGGGCUCUGAGCCAGAGGCGCUGAACAAGUAGCAAUGAUACUGCUCAAGUCACUGCAAAGCUUCUCCACUGUCUUUUUAUUUUCUCAUUUUAUUGCAUUGGUGAUUUAUCAUGUUUUUUAAAUAAAUAGAUUUGUAAGAUGUA